GGACAGAGAAAGAAACCGUUAAAUUUCAGUUAGGGAAAAACAGUGACAGUUAGCAACUGAGGAAAUAAUACUACUCAUGAGCGAGAGAGGGACAACAAUGGUGGUUUCCGAUGACGACAUAGCUCAAGCAUUGGAGUCUCUCUUCUGUGAACCAAACCCUAACCCUAACCCAACAUUCACCGGCAUUCUUCAGCAGCUUCAGUUCAAGCUUGGCGGAUAUGACCCCUCUCACAAGGUUGAUUUCAUUCGUGCUCACAUCCAAGACCUCUUCAACCGCCACCACGCUCAGCCUCAGCCUCCUCUCGUCCAUCAAAAUCACCACUUUGCCGUCCAUAACCACUGCCCCAAUUUCCAACCCCGCCCUCCUGAUUCUGGUGGGUCCCAUCGUCCCCACGAUUACUCUUUCCGCCCAACCCUACCCCAUAACCACCUGCCGCAAUCGGUUUCCAAGUCUGAACCUCUUCCUACCACACAUGCCGCCACGGCGCCUGCAGUGUCAGCUGCUUCUGAAACCCCAAAAGAGAGUGGUCAAAGUGGAAAGAAAAGAAGAGGUGGCUCUGGUGGAUUAAACAAACUCUGUGGUGUCUCUCCUGAACUGCAAACCAUUGUUGGCCAGGCAACCUUGCCAAGAACUGAGAUAGUCAAGCAGCUGUGGGCAUACAUAAGGAAACAUAAUCUUCAAGAUCCAAAUAACAAAAGGAAGAUUAUCUGCAACGAUGAGCUGCGUUUGUUAUUUGAGACGGAUUGUACCGAUAUGUUCAAGAUGAAUAGACUGCUAGUUAAACAUAUAGUCACUCUCGAACCUUCAAAGCAGACUGCUCAGAACCCUAAAAGAGCAAAAACUGAGGAGGAAUCUGGUAGUAAAAGCGAGGAAGCUGUUCCAGUUGUGAUAAUAUCAGAAGCACUUGCAAACUUUUUGGGUAUUUCAGAAAGUGAGAUGUCACAAGCAGAGGUUCUGAGGAAGGUCUUGGAGUAUAUAAAGGUGAGCCAGCUUGAGGACCCUUUGAAUUCGAUGGUCAUACGGUGUAAUGCAAAAUUGCAAGAGCUUCUAGGAUGUGAAAGUAUUUCUGCACUUGGUAUAACGGAGAUGUUGGCAAGACAUCACCUUUUUAAGAAAUCUUGACCACUGAUCCGACUGGUUAACACAGAAUCCGCUUGCAUGGGAUUAUCUACGACAGCGUAUUAAGAAACCAUUUCCAUUUGCAGGUAAUGGUGCUGAUGCUAACUUGUUUUGUCUUAACAUGAUUUAGCCCAAUUCCUGGAGGGAAGUUCAGCUGCAUUCUGCUUCACUUGUUUUCGUUUUGGAAGUUUUGCUCAAGAAGGUCCAAGGUCCGUGACCCUGAAAUCACAUGCUGGAUUCACAUGAGAUACAGUCACCGAAAGUGAGGAUAAACAACCACAGAUCUUGUCACAUUCCAAUCCUUUGUUACUUAUAUAAAAACCAUUGCCUAGUAACAAGCCUAGCAAACUGCACGUAGCAAAAUGGCAAAAUCAUGGUGCAUGACCUUGUUGCUUUUUGCACUGAUGACAGUGUACAUUGAAAUGGCGAAUGCUGGAACUCCGAAAACUAUUUGCAGGGUCACAAUUAAUGAGCUCGCGGAAUGUCUACCAGCAGUCAUGGGCCAGAAACCUCCGCCACCAACAGCAGAUUGUUGUGCAGCUCUGCACAAGGCCGAUUUGCGUUGUAUGUGCAACAAGAAAUCUGAACUCGCCCAACGUGGGAUCAAUCCUGCAGCUGCUAUGAAACUGCCAAAGCAAUGCAAAAUUAAUGUUCCUCGCGGAUGUUAAAGCUGGCCUAAGUCUUGAAAUUAAUUAAAAGACAUGUAUUUUUCUUCCUUGUGAAGUUGACAUUCUCCACGGUUGUUUUGCAUUUACUAUUCCCUCAGAAUUUGAAUAAACUUUCUUUCCAGUUAUUGUUCUACA
Molecule: messenger RNA, 1923 nt
Organism: Nicotiana attenuata
Lineage: Eukaryota; Viridiplantae; Streptophyta; Magnoliopsida; Solanales; Solanaceae
Exons: 7
Coding region: 77-1123 (348 amino acids)
Cellular component (GO): nucleus
Source: RefSeq, a predicted model, not a curated record